Messenger RNA from Mauremys mutica (yellowpond turtle), 5648 nucleotides. RefSeq names its product zinc finger protein 207 (gene ZNF207). The record is from RefSeq and is a predicted model, not a curated record. Gene Ontology annotation, cellular component: nucleus. Bases 142 to 1662 code for a protein of 506 amino acids. Lineage: Eukaryota; Metazoa; Chordata; Testudines; Geoemydidae. The transcript is spliced from 12 exons.
GUGCAUACUGGGACGCCCAGGGCUUGGAGGCGGCGGCAGGAGGGAGCCGGGCGGCCAUUUUGUCUUCCUCCGAGAGGCCGCUGGAAAGCCAGCGGCUGGUCCCUGCUUCUCGCCUUUCUCUCGUUCGGUAGCGCCACCGCGAUGGGCCGGAAGAAGAAGAAGCAGCUGAAGCCCUGGUGCUGGUAUUGCAACAGGGAUUUUGAUGAUGAGAAAAUCCUUAUACAGCAUCAAAAAGCAAAGCACUUUAAAUGCCAUAUAUGUCAUAAGAAACUGUAUACAGGACCUGGUUUAGCUAUACAUUGUAUGCAGGUGCAUAAAGAAACAAUAGAUGCUGUUCCAAAUGCUAUUCCUGGAAGAACAGACAUUGAACUGGAAAUCUAUGGUAUGGAGGGCAUUCCAGAAAAAGACAUGGAUGAAAGGAGAAGAUUACUUGAACAAAAAACUCAGGAGAGCCAGAAGAAGAAACAACAAGAUGAUUCUGAUGAGUAUGAUGAUGAUGAAUCUACAGCUUCAACCUCAUUUCAGCCACAACCAGUACAACCACAACAGGGAUACAUGCCCCCAAUGGCACAACCGGGAUUGCCUCCUGUGCCAGGUGCACCAGGAAUACCCCCAGGUAUACCACCCUUGAUGGCAGGUGUUCCACCAAUGAUGCCAGGAAUGCCUCCAGUUAUGCCAGGAAUGCCACCUGGAUUACAUCAACAGAGAAAGUACAUGCAGUCAUUUUGCGGUGAAAACAUGAUGAUGCCAAUGGGUGGGAUGAUGCCUCCAGGGCCAGGAAUACCCCCUCUUAUGCCUGGUAUGCCACCAGGUAGGUCAGUGAUGUCGAACUCAUACUGUGGUAUGCCACCACCUGUUGGUCCUCGCCCUGGUAUGCCUCCCAUGACACAAGCACAGCCUGUGACAGCACCAGGCAUUCUUAAUAGACCUCCAGCUCCUGCUGUAGCAGCACCCUCCCCACAGCCUCCAGUUACGAAACCACUUUUCCCCAGUGCAGGACAGAUGGGGACACCUGUCACAAGUUCAAGUACAGCUUCAUCCAAUUCAGAAAAUCUGUCAGCAUCUUCUAAAGCUCUGUUUCCUAGCACAGCACAAGCUCAGGCAGCUGUUCCAGGACCAGUGGGUACUGAUUUCAAACCUUUGAAUAAUACACCUGCAACAACCACAGAGCCCCCCAAACCUACAUUCCCUGCUUAUACACAGUCUACAGCUUCAACCACUAGCACAACAAACAGUACUGCUGCUAAACCAGCUACGUCUAUAACAAGUAAGCCUGCUACCCUUACAACAACCAGUGCAACCAGUAAGUUGAUCCAUCCAGAUGAGGAUAUAUCACUGGAAGAGAGAAGGGCACAGUUGCCCAAAUAUCAACGUAAUCUCCCUCGACAAGGACAAGUAUCAAUGGGCAAUCCAUCAGUUGGAUCGCUUGGAGGUAUGAUGCCACCACAACCUGGAAUUCCUCCACAGCAGCAGGGAAUGAGACCUCCUAUGCCUCCUCAUGGUCAGUAUGGUGCUCAUCACCAAGGCAUGCCAGGAUACCUUCCUGGAGGGAUGCCUCCAUAUGGUCAGGGACCUCCAAUGGUGCCCCCUUACCAAGGUGGACCUCCUCGACCUCCAAUGGGAAUGAGACCUCCUGUAAUGUCGCAAGGUGGCCGCUACUGAUGCUACUACACACAGUCUAAUAGGUUUGGAGAUUAAACCUUUUCUCAUCUUGUGCUGUUAAUAUAGCCAAGCUUCCGUCAGUUAAGGCUUCAUUGUGACUUUAAAAAAAAAAAAAAAGUAUCUUCCCACAUGCAAGGAACUAUUGGACAUUCUUAUUUUACAUGGGAAAAAUUUAUUUGGAAUAAUAAAACAGGAACUUUUCCUGAUGUUGCAAUUUAUACUGUAUGGCUUCUUUUUCAUGUUUCAUCUAGGUUUUUAGAAGUGAAGUAUAGUAAAUAUGGUUCGUUAAAUUGUGAAGGCGCUGGAAUUACAUGAACAUACCAUCUUAAAGGCAAGUUCUGUAACAUUAUGUUGCUAUUUGUAAAGUGAUGCCUUCACAGCACUUCCGGUGCUGUUGGACUUCACGUCCCCAACUUAGCUUGGUGAGGGCUGUAACUAUUCCCAACUACCUGUACAUUUAAAAAUCUGAACAUGUAACAAUAUUUAAUGUAUUUAGCGUUCCUCCUGUUGCAGGGUUUAAGUAAACUGACCCAAUAAGGUUGUGUGACUUUUCUGUACUGUUAUAAACUUCAUUGUAAUAAAACAAGACAAAAAUUUAUAUGCCUUUUUAUUCAUGACCAGCUGUGGACAACUGCCUGCAAGGUUUGUACAGAUGCAUGCCACAGUAGUUAUUGGUGUAAUAAACGCAUAUUUACUGCUGCUGUUUUGAUAUACUCUAAUUCUUGUUUGAACUUUGUCACUUAGCUGCAUGUUGUAGUCUCCUAAGCAAGUAGACAUAGACCUGUACACUUAUUAACUAACUUUAAAAAAAAAAUGAUUAAUAGGAAUGAGGUUACGGGGUACAUCUCACCUAUCUUUUAUAAUUUGUUUUAAAUGGUGCAGGUUUCUUUAAUAGGCCUUUCUUCUUGUCCGCAAUAAAUCUUAGAUGACUUGUAACAUUGGCACUUUCACAUGUUAGCAAGAUGUAAUUGUGACCCCUGGCUGAUGUAAAUCCUAGUGCCAGAUGCAUCCUGUUAGUUCUUUCUUCAGAUAACUUCCUUGGAUGUGUGACUGCAUCAAUGCAUGAACCUCAGGAGCCAUUCAGGAGAAAACUUCUAGAAGCUUAGGUGCAUGACACACAGUGAGUGACUUUAUUGCUACUGUAUUGAAAGUGACCUGGACAAAGGAAAAAUAGGCCUUUGGCCUUGUUUUGCCUCUAUGAUGUGCAAAGGUGGCUCACAAGUAUUGAAUUUUGUUUUCUGCUUUUACCAUAAAUAUCAGGAAUUUCAAAUCUGAUUGUCUCGUGGUGGUGGUGGUGGUUGGACACAAGAUGACUCAUGUGGAUUGAGAGUUUUCUCAGCCCUUUAAGAGACUCUUCUCCCAACUGUCUUAAUUACUGAUUAGUUAACAAAUCAGAAUUUUGAAUCUGAAUUAGUCUCUUACCCUCUUACUUAGAUUAAUUUCCUUGGUAUGACACAUCUUGCUUCUUUAGUUGACUAGUCUUCCAGUGUUGGGGAGCUAAAUUUCUAAUGGAAAAAUACAAACAUGGGGAAAACACUUUUUGUGAUGGGAGGGCUUCCAGGUGUGUUAAACAUCAAGAAGCAGAAAAUGGCAAAUGUUGCUUUCCUUUGCAGAUCAACUUUAAAUACAAAUUCCAGCCAUAAAUUAUAUUUUUUCUGUGCCACUUGUGUUGUGGUGAUACUCUUUUCCCUUGUUUUUCCAUCGCAGAGCCUGACAAGCUUUACCACUAAUUUGGUCAUCACUGUAGUAGGUUUUCCUGUUUUGUUUUUUUCUGACACGAAGUAUUGUGGCUGUGUCUUAUUUUUGGAAGAGAGAUCUUUGGUUUUUUACAGCUAUGGUUUGUACCAGGAACUUCACAUUGCUUUACUUUCAUGUUCCAUCUUUUCAGUCUGCAAACGUUUAAAUUAAAGCUAUCCAGGACAUUAUGCUGUCUUCCAGUAGAGUAUGUGGCCCCACGGAACUCAUUAUAUAGUGUCUCGGGUUCUUUGGCAUCUUAAUUUCUAGUUAUAUGGCCUUGGUUUAACAACUUAGAAAUUUAUCUGGCAAAUCUCCAGAAACUUGUAUUAUUCUUAAGCAAGAUCCAUAGCUCUCCAGAUGUCAUAAAGCAGCAUUUUCCUAGGCACUAGACACCAUUUAUCUGCUGGUCAUUUGUCAGCUAACAUGUAGAAUAAAUGAGCAGACUCAUUCAGUAAUUUGCUUGGAAAUGCAUUAUGAACGGGCCUUGAGUUUUCAGGGUUCCCCCCCCCCCCCCCCCCAGUCCUUCACACUUUUCCAUUUUUCUACAAUCGUAAUUUAAUAUGUCCAUUCUUAUACUCCAGAUGGAAGCUGGUUGUCUUCUGUAUUCCUUUCUUCUGAUCCAAGGAUAAUUCAAAAAAUAAACAUUAAAGCUAUCCUAACACAUUUGACUUUUUUUUAUAUAUCCCACCUAAAAACAUUCAUGUCGAUAGAUUGAUUUUGUAUUCUGCCUGUAAAAACUGUGGAACUUCCAGCUUUUUCUCAAGCUCUUAUGAUGAUCUAAGGAUAUCUCUCCUCAUUCCCCCCACAACAAAUCCCAUUUUCUUACCUGCUGUAGUUCUAUAAUCCAAUUUUUUAAAAACUUAUUUUCUGGUCUGCACCACCCACCCCCCUUUUCAAGGAUGAGUAGUCAAAAAAAACAAACAAACAAAAAAAACCCAGAACCUUAGUGCAUGCACUGCUCACUUGAUCAUGCUCUACAAAUUGUCGUUAUUUGUCUUUUAGUCCAAAAUAAUUCCCAUUUCUUAAAUAGUGACUGGUUGGUUGGUUAGGUGAUAGCAUCAUUUUAUAGCUCUCAAAUAUUAUUUUGGUUAUUUAGAGGUUGGAAACAUUUAGAUCUCUUUAUUUUGUUUCUAACAGGACCUGAAUUAAUAUUGAUGAAAUCUCUUACAGAUAUACUUGGCAAAGUUUAGUUUUGUGCUCUUGGUAUUUCUCAGGUAGACACUCCCUGUCUUGUUUCCUCCGCUAGAAGACCUGUAAUGCAGCUACCUUGAGUUGCUGUCACUUCUAUUUCAGUGGGAGUGUUCUUACAGAAUUUGCUGUCUCUUACUGGCCCCCCGUUUAAUUUAUGUCCAGAGAGUUGGACAAGUAAUUUUUAUAUGUAUUAACCAUUUAAAACCCCGCCCCUAAGAUUAGCAUGCCAUAUCUCAUAGUGAAAACGAGAAUUUAUGAUUAAAUAGGAUUGGUUGACUGACUUGCAAACUGCAUAACCAAAUGUUGAUGUAGGCACUAAAGACAUCUUAGUGAAUAAUUUUCAGGCAAAUGUUUGGAAACAGAUGAGGAAAGUCAAUGCCUGUGCAAAAGAUUAAGCAUUUUUCAUUAGAGGAUCUAAAUCAUUUAAAAAAUAGCCUUAUGGUACUCCUGUGAGAUAGACACAUUCCAUCCAUUUUAGAGACAGAAAAUAUGUGAUUUGCCCAAGAUCAUACAGCAAAUCCCUGAAAGAGCCAGAAUUAUAAACCAGGAGUCUUGACAUCAUCUCUUGCUUGAGUUGCUAAACCACCCUUCAGCACAGAGGUUACCUUUUAAAUUAGAUUUUACAAAGUUAACUAGUUUCCAUGGUCUCUAAUUUGUGAGUGAACUGACUCUUUCCUUUGGUGAAUGAUUUAGUAAGACUUUCCGGAUGACUAGCUUUUACUCCUUUUGCAAAUUAUUGCUCCUCUAUUUCAGAUCAGAGAUUCAAAAUACUGGUAAUAAGUUUGAGGAUGGAAUGCAUAUCUGAUAAUUAAAAUGAAUAAUUAACCCUUGCUCUGUGCAUGCACAGGAGGACACAAGCUUCUAGAAAGUAUUCAGCUGCUUCUGUGGUUUGCAUGGUGCAUGCACUCAUUUAGAGUGUAUGGAGCUGCAGAGCAAAUUACCAGUGUAGCACACUCAAGUCAAUGGUAAUUAAUUUUUUCUGUGAACUAAUGGAUAAAGUACAGCAUAUAAUCUGAAAUUAUUUUGCAGGAACCAAAGAAUUCUGAACACAAGACAAA